AUGUUGGGCACUUGGUUUGCUGUCGCUGCCGCCACUGCAGCCGCCGCCACUGCAACAAACCAAACCGCCAUCAUCCAGAUCUCGGACCGCCACAUCGUCAACAGUCUUCCCGCGGGCUUCGCUUCCUUCACGCUGGACUUCCACCCCAGCUCGCAAGGUAGCGUGUGGGGCGCCAACGCCUCCAUCCUCGAGAUCGACCUGGCGAGCCCCGGCCUGCUCGGGGUCGUGACGGCUCUCGCGCCUGCCGUUCUGCGGCUAGGCGGCUCUGAGGCAGGAGAGAACGUCACCUACGUCGGCUUCCCGGGCUUCGAUGCGCCGUGCCCGUCGGGCUACUACUACUGCCUCACGCGGCCGCGCUGGGCCGCGAUUCUCGCCUUUGCGGCACGCACGGGCGUGCGACUGAUGCUCGACUUGAACCUGAUCGGGCCGGGGACGGCCGACGACUGGCCCGCCGCUCUAUCGCAGAUCGACGCCCUCUUCUCUUACACGGCGCAGCAGCCGCCACGCCUUCGCCCGUUUGCCUUUGAGCUCGGCAGAAUGACGAGGCAGGGCGGCGUGGCGCCGGCCGCGGCGGCGCGCGUCGCAGCGGUGGGCGCGCUGCUCGCAAGCCGUUGGCCGGACGAGGGACAACGGCCGUUGCUGGUGGGGCCGUCGGUGCACAUACAGCCAGACUGGAUCGUCGACUUUGUGCUCGCGCUGCCGGCGCCGCUACCUCUCGACGUCUUUACGUACCACAUGUACGAAGGCUACGGCAAGGCGCCGCGCAUCGCCUCACAGACGGCGGCGGCGUGGGCCUCGGGAGGCCCCACCGGCGCCUGCACAACGUUCGAGUCCAGCCUCUGGUACUUCGACCACCUCGCGCACGCGGCCUCGACGCCGGGCGGCGGCCACCUUGCCGUGGCGCGCCAGACCCUUGCCGGCGGCAACUACUCGCUGGUGGACUCGAACCGCGGGUACAUCGCCCACAGCGACUACUUCGUGGCGCGGCUGAGGCGGCGCGUGAGGGCGGACGUGAGCGUCUCUUCACAGCUGGAGCCGCACCACGCGCUGCGCUCCUUCGCCGCGUGCGACCCGUCCGGCCGCCUUGUCGUCGGCGUCGCCAACGCUGGCGGCGAGGCCAUCGCGACCGCCCUCCAGCUGGGGCAGCACGGCGCGCCGCUCGCCGGCGGCGCGGAGGCGUGGGUCCGACUGAACGGCCAGCCUCUUUCCUCUGUGGGCGGGGAGGUGCCGGAGCUGCCGCCCGUGACGCUGCCCGCGCCGGCCGGCGCCUUCUCGGCGCCGCCCUUUUCGGUCGCCUUCCUGCGUUACGCGGCGGUGUUGCCAGAGGCGUGCGGGCGAGACGGAGGCGGCACGCUGGCCGCUGCCUAA
Messenger RNA from Emiliania huxleyi CCMP1516, 1368 nucleotides. RefSeq lists its product as hypothetical. The transcript has 9 exons. NCBI's taxonomy places the organism in Eukaryota, Haptophyta, Isochrysidales, Noelaerhabdaceae. Gene Ontology annotation, molecular function: beta-glucuronidase activity. Bases 1 to 1368 code for a protein of 455 amino acids. Gene Ontology annotation, cellular component: membrane. The record is from RefSeq and is a predicted model, not a curated record.